Messenger RNA from Neltuma alba, 786 nucleotides. RefSeq names its product putative fasciclin-like arabinogalactan protein 20. NCBI's taxonomy places the organism in Eukaryota, Viridiplantae, Streptophyta, Magnoliopsida, Fabales, Fabaceae. The record is from RefSeq and is a predicted model, not a curated record.
AUGGCUGCCUCUUUUCUUCUUCUUCUUCUUCUUCUUCUACACACUUCCUCCCUUUUCUCCUUUUCCUCUUCUCUCUCCCCUGAAACCGUCCUCGACGCUGCCGGCAUUCUCUCCGAUUCAGGCUACACCUCCAUGUCUCUCACUCUCCAAGCUCUUUAUCAAACUCUUCUUUCGCAAACUCCUUCUCUCACCAUCUUCGCUCCGUCGGAUUCUUCUUUUACAAAAUCGGGUCAACCUUCUCUUGAUCUCCUCCGUUUCCUUUAUGAGGAUGGGCUUUUCCUGAUCUACGGAAUCGACAGUUUCUUCCAUCCCGAUUUUCAGUAUACUCCAGCAUCUCAGGGACCUAGCCCUAAUCCAAUUUGUGGGUUGCGGAGACAGACUAUGAGUUCCUCCGAUUCGUUCAGUCAAGCCAUCGAAACACUUCGAUCCACAGGGUACUAUGUGACGGCGUCGUUUCUUGGUUUGCAAAUGAAUGGAAUCAGCAACGAGGCUGCAAUGACCCUUUUUGCUCCUGAAGAUGAAAUGGCGAAGAAUCUUCUUGCGAAUUUCAGCGAGUAUCCAUCGUUCUUUCGUCGCCAUGUUGUACCAUGUAAGCUUCUCUGGAAUGAUCUGGCUGACUUGAACAACGGGUCGAACUUACCCACUAUGUUGGAGGGUUUUUCUAUUAACGUCACGAGGUCUGGUGGUGUUCUGACGCUGAAAGGAGUCUCAGUUGUCUUUCCGAAUAUAUUUCACAGCGAUAAGCUUGUUGUUCAUGGCGUAAGUGAUGCUCUUGUGGCGCAUUAA